AUGGGUUGCAUCAAUCGUGCCAUAGCUUACGCGAUCGUGCGUGAGCCUCCGGAGACAAUGGACGAGAUUUCUCUUUAUUUGUACUCGGCACAGACAACCUAUGAUGAAAUCACUCAGAGGCCUGCCCCAAAGAGUAGAUGGAGAGAAAACAUUGCCGCAAAAGUAGCCGCAAGGAAAGCCGAGCUGGAAGCGCUGACUGGGCACAUUUUGAAUGUGAGCAAUGGGGUCAAGGGCAAGACUCCCCCCUUGGUGCGUACUUUACUUCGUCGGGAACGAGCUGCCAAAUGGGACCUCAACGAGUUGAGGCGUGUCCGGGCAGAGAGGGAGGAGCUGAUUCUCGUUUAUCAGAAGAAGCUCUCAACUCAUGAGUCUCGGUGUCAGCGCAGGCGGGAGAACAACCUGUUUGAAUUUAAUCGCAGGUCGUUCUAUCGUCGGUUGCACGGAGAGACGAAGGAGGGUACCCAGCAAAAGGCCGAAAUGCUUGACACAUGGGGGAGUAUGUGGAAAGCACGUCCUCGCAAGGGUGUGUCGUUUCCGUUUUGUGGACCCGAUGCUCCCUUGAUGACCGAGUCUUGUGGUGUCCCUGACAUCCGCAAGAAGUUCGAUGAAGCAGUAACCCGUCUCUCUGACUGGAAGACACCUGGGGUCGAUAAAGUGUAUAAUUUCUUUAUUAAAAAUUGCAAACCUAUCCAUGAUUGCAUGUGUCGAGCAAUCGAACAGUUUACACUAGACCCUGGCUCGAUUCCAGAGUGGUUAUGUACUGGGGUCACUUAUUUGAUCCCUAAAGUAGAUAACCCUUCCGCUCCGACAGAUUAUCGUCCGAUAACCUGUAUGCCCAACCUGUACAAGUUGAUGACUAAGGUGGUGGCUACUGAGGUCAGAAAUUUCGUGGAGGUGAAUGGGAUUCUGUCCGAGAACCAGUUAGGUACUCGGCGGGAUUGCCAGGGAGCUAAGGAGCAGGCACUGAUCAACAAAUGCCUCGCGAGAGCCCACGGAAACUCACUAGUGUCAAUGUGGGUGGAUGUGAAGAAGGCAUAUGACUCGGUUGAUCAUGCCUACCUCGUUGAGUGUCUGCGAAGGCUUAAGUUGCCAAUGUGGUUUAUCAAAUUUGUUGCAACUGUGAUGGACAGGUGGAACGUCCAUCUAAAUUACAACAAAUGCGAUAUAGGCGAGGUGAAACUAGAGAGGGGCAUAUUACAGGGCGACAGCAUGUCUCCGCUGCUGUUCGUCCUCUGCCUAGAACCGCUGAGUAGAGUCCUCACUGCCCAAUUCGAACAAAUGUCGAUCGAACAUGAAGGAGGGUGUUUUAGCACCAACCAUCUCAUGUUCAUAGACGACAUUAAGCUGUUCGCUCGGUCUUCAGAGAUCCUUCACUCAAUGGGUAAAGUCCUGAAAGGUUUCAUGAAGGCCGUGGGGUUGGAGCUCAACUACAACAAGUCGGCGACUAACACCCCUGUGUGUGGUGACCUAGUCAAAGUCUUGGAGGAACACCAAGGAUAUAAGUAUCUUGGUGUGGUUGAGAGUCCAGCCUCAUUAAUCACACCCGAAACGAGAAAGUGUGUAGUGGAGGGUGUGCGUAGUAGGCGGCAAUGUUAUGUAAGACUCGGCUUAAUGCACGGAACUUAUUUCAUGCCUUGA
Messenger RNA from Octopus sinensis (East Asian common octopus), 1638 nucleotides. RefSeq lists its product as uncharacterized. Bases 1 to 1638 code for a protein of 545 amino acids. The transcript has a single exon. Lineage: Eukaryota; Metazoa; Mollusca; Cephalopoda; Octopoda; Octopodidae. The record is from RefSeq and is a predicted model, not a curated record.